UGAUAUAUUAUGAGCUAAAAUAACAUACGCAACCAUUUAACUAGUAGAUUUAGAAAUGGGUGGGGUUUAUUUCUUAGGGGGUGUGGUCACAUGUUUAGAGGAGGAGUUCAAAUACCCUGAAAGUAGCUGCCUUAUAAAAAAACACAGCUGUCUGGAAGUUCAUGAUACUGAAGGCAGAGGGGAGAGAGACAGCUUCAGACAGGCACAGAAAAAGAGAAAGCUUCAGACAGGCACAGAAAAAGAGACAGCUUCAGACAGGCACAGAAAAAGAGACAGCUUCAGGCAGGCACAGAAAAAGAGACAGACUCAGAGUGCAGGAGCUUCAGACAGACACAGAUUAUUGGAUGAUGCACUUUUAGCGAGUGGGGAGAGAUCUGGGUCCUGCAAAGCUUCAGGGAUCAUUCACAUUUCAGAGACGCUGAGGAGCAGGAUCUUCCCCAGGACCACUCAGAGGAGCAGCACUCAGGGAUGAGUGGUGCCCGGGUGCCCCUGCGCAGGAGAGCCAGCACCCCCCUGCCUAGCUCACACCAGAGCCACUCGCAGGUCACCCCCCAGGUCCCAGACACAACCUCAUCCAAGAUGGCCCUGGGUGCCCACUGCACGGUCUCCUCGGAUUCGGGGGGCUCGGACUCAGGGGGCGAUGCCCUCUUCAGGGUAGUUUUGCUUGGAGAUCCUGGGGUCGGCAAAUCCAGCCUGGUUGGAAUCUUCAGGAGGGAGCAGGAACGUGAAAACCAAGAACAGCAACAGCAAGAGAUGUACGACUGCACAUUCACGGUGGAUGGAGAAGAGACAACGCUGUUACUCAUGGACACGUGGGAGUCCGAGCUUCGGAGGGCCCCGGGGGGCUCCGACAGUCCCAUGCGAAUGGGCCACGCGUACAUUAUCGUGUACUCAGUAACCGAUCGCUCAAGCUUUGAAAGUGCCUCUGAGCUGCGUAUACAGCUGAGACGGACCCGCCAGGCAGAAAACAUUCCUAUAAUCCUCGUGGGGAAUAAGACGGAUCUAGUCCGCAGCCGGGAGGUGUCCGUGGAAGAGGGUCGCGCAUGUGCCGUGGUGUUUGAUUGUAAGUUUAUUGAGACCUCGGCCGUCCUGCAGCACAAUGUCCGAGAGCUAUUUGAGGGAAUGGUGCGUCAGAUACGUCUGCGGAGAGAUGGAGCGGACCCGGGCGAGAGCUGCCGGGUGCGGAGUCAGCGCAAGGAGAGCCUGAGCAAGAGAGCGCGCAGGUUCCUGGACCGGCUGGUAACUCGAAACAGUAAGGCAGUCCUGAGGGUGCACUCACGCUCCUGCCACGACCUGUCGGUACUCUGAGUGGCUCCUGGACGGAUGAGCUUCUCCCUGCUCAAUGACUGACGUGGCGGCGCAUGCGCACUUGCCUCUGGCACUGCCCGGGACACGCAAUAUCCGCAGGCAUGCGCAAAACCGGCAAAGACCUGAAAGACUGAGCGCCUCCUCGGCCGGAGCAACGUCUUCUUCAAACGGAUAGAUCAGAGGACGUCAUUACUUAUUGUAACUUAGUUGCACCAUUUUGGAUGUCACCUUUUCUCUUUUGUUGCACCCAGAUUAAUAAUCAGUCCAUGGACUCUGAA
Messenger RNA from Spea bombifrons (plains spadefoot toad), 1586 nucleotides. RefSeq names its product RRAD and GEM like GTPase 1 (gene REM1). Gene Ontology annotation, molecular function: GTP binding; calcium channel regulator activity; GTPase activity. NCBI's taxonomy places the organism in Eukaryota, Metazoa, Chordata, Amphibia, Anura, Pelobatidae. Gene Ontology annotation, cellular component: plasma membrane. Gene Ontology annotation, biological process: negative regulation of high voltage-gated calcium channel activity. The transcript has 5 exons. Bases 469 to 1308 code for a protein of 279 amino acids. The record is from RefSeq and is a predicted model, not a curated record.